CGGCAACUGCGCUCGGUCGCCUAGGCAAUGGCUGAGCAUGCGCAGUGCGCUGCUCAAUGCGGCAGAAUGCCGUGAGACGUGGCGGCGGACGACACGGCAGCAAGUGCGAUCUGGCUACAAAAGCAACACCGGGAGUAGCAGCAACCAUAGCGACCGGGUGAGGCAACGCGGAUCUCGAUAGCUAUACAUGGAGAUCCCGGAGGACACAACCGCUUCCAAGAAUACAUGCGAGCUACGCGGCCUGUUCUACGGCAAGUCAAUCUGGGUGGAGAACUGCGACUGCUACUGGAAUGAACGUCGCCAACUGGUCUACUGUUCCCGCGAGCGCUGGCAGCUGAACCGCAAGGGGUGCGCCCUCCGACUGGAAGCCACGUGCGGGUAUACGUGGAGUUGGAACCUCGAGUCGGUCUCCCGUGUCAGUCUCGGUGCCACCAGACGUGGUCCUACUCAGCCCAUCCAGGAGGAGUGCGUGGAGUUGCGUUCUCGAGCCGUCGUCCGUGUGAGUCCCGGUGCCACCAGACGUCCUCCUAGCCAGCAGCUUGCAGAGCUACGCGGCCUGUUCUACGGCAAGUCAAUCUGGGUGGAGAACUGCGACUGCUACUGGAAUGAACGUCGCCAACUGGUCUACUGUUCCCGCGAGCGCUGGCAGCUGAACCGCAAGGGGUGCGCCCUCCGACUGGAAGCCACGUGCGGGUAUACGUGGAGUUGGAACCUCGAGUCGGUCUCCCGUCUCAGUCUCGGUGCCACCAGACGUGGUCCUACUCAGCCCAUCCAGGAGGAGUGCGUGGAGUUGCGUUCUCGAGCCGUCGUCCCUGUGAGUCCCGGUGCCACCAGACGUCCUCCUAGCAGGAGUGUGUGGAGUUGCGUUCUCGAGCCGUCGUCCGUGGGAGUCCCGGUACCACCAGACGUCCUCCUAGCCAGCAGAGCCACGCGGCCUGUUGUACGGCAAGCCGAUCUGGGUGGAGAACUGCGACUGCUACUGGAAUGGACGUCGCCAGCUGAACCGCAAGGGCUGCGCCCUCCGACUGGAAGCCACAUGCGGGUGUACGUGGAGUUGGAACCUCGAGCCGGUCUCCCGUGUCAGGCUCGGUGCCACCAGACGUGCUCCUACUCAGCCCAUCCAGACGUGACACUUCUACGCCGCUGACAAGAUCGAGCCACAACUAGGCACCCAAGCACGACCAAGAGGGCCCGGCACAUAUUGGACUCAUUCGUGAAAUCAGGUCCGGCCCCAGGGAGCAUGAAUGAAUCUAGGGGGCCCAUAACCACCGGAACGUUUCCGGGUGUACACAUUGACGUUAAUAAAGCAGUGAAA
Molecule: messenger RNA, 1315 nt
Organism: Dermacentor silvarum
Lineage: Eukaryota; Metazoa; Arthropoda; Arachnida; Ixodida; Ixodidae
Exons: 12
Coding region: 188-1147 (319 amino acids)
Source: RefSeq, a predicted model, not a curated record